Molecule: messenger RNA, 4185 nt
Organism: Volvox carteri f. nagariensis
Lineage: Eukaryota; Viridiplantae; Chlorophyta; Chlorophyceae; Chlamydomonadales; Volvocaceae
Exons: 32
Coding region: 71-3511 (1146 amino acids)
Biological process (GO): photosynthesis
Source: RefSeq, a predicted model, not a curated record
AUUCCCUUCCUCACCCGAAACUACCUUUCGCUGUCAUGGCGUUUAAACCAUAGACACAAUUUGAUUGGAGAUGUCCGUGGGUUCAGUUUUGCCUCCUGUAAAUGAGGCUAUUAGCUUGCUGGACGUCAGCUUCGUUAAUAACGAGUGGCAUGGAACACCAGCAACUUUACGGAGAAGCAUUCAGAUCUUGGUGGAUCAUAUCUCUGUCCAGAGCGUGCAGCUAAGCCGCGUCGAGGACAUAUUGAACGCCUUCGGAAACCCCAGUCAGCAUGGCGGAACCGUGUGGAGCAAGCUCGCGGCGAAGGCCGACCUCAGCCGCCUGGAGAGGCUGGAAGCGCAGAUGGACGGCCUGCUAAAUGACUGCGCACAGAUGCGGACCCAUCAGGACGAUGCAUCUCUCCUGGUCGGCAAGCUGCGCGAGAUGGAACCCCGGAUCGAGGUCCAAAUCAACCACUUGCGCGGCGAUAUCAAGCAGAGCGCAGCCGCACACGCCCAUGACGACGUGGCAUCGCGGUUGGAGCUCUUAAAGGACCAGAUGACCAGCAUGGAGGCGCGGCUGGGACUGCCGUACACGCAGGACACCGCAUCAGGGUUUGACCAGUACGGUGGCUCGCGGCGGCAUACCGGGGGGUUCGGCAGCUGUGUAUCGCCCAGCAAAGCCGUGGUGAGUGUGCCCACGGGAUCAGUCCUGGAUCGUAUCCUGCGGCUCGAGCGGCGCACGGACGCUCUGGCGGAAAUGAGCACAAAGGCCGAGGCGCUGGCACUCGCUGCAGCAUCCACGCGCCAGGAAGCGGACGCAGAAAGCACCUCGCGCGUCAAGGAGGCAGAGAAGCGCCUGGUGGCACGCAUCCAAAGCGUGGAGUCAACCCUGGAAGGCAAGGUGUCUGCCCUUUCCGCGCAGACGGGAAUCACCAUCAGCGCAGAGCUGGACAAGCGCCUGCACGGCGUGUACGACCACCUUGAUGCACAGGUUCAGCGCCUGGGCGGCGACCUAGACCGGCUCUCCAGAGACAAAAUCGACUUGGCGUCCCUGGAGCACUACUCCCUGCGAGUCAGCACCCUGUUCGAGGGCGUCGCGCAAGGCCUAGCUGAUGAGGUGGCGACGCUGGUGGGGCAGUUGCGGACGGAGGUAGCGGGCACCACACGCAACGCGGAGGACAUGCGCGUCAAGGACAAGAUGCUGCAUGAUAAAGUGAAGGCGGAACUGGAUGCCAUGCGGCAGAUGUCAGGGCAAUUCAAGGAGACAAUCACGGCGAUGCAGGAAGCGAUUGCUGCAUCCCAAAACACAAGGCUUCUGGAGGAAACUCGGGGCCACGUCAGGCAGGUCAUGGCCGAUACGGAGCAGCUGCAGAAGGCCGUGAAAGGCUUGAACACGGCCGUGGCUGGCACCAGCAGCGCCUUGGAGCUUCAGUCCCACAAGCUGAGCCAGCUCUCACAUAAGAUCGGCGGAGUCCAUCACGAAGUGUGUGCGGUGAAGGACACGUUGUACGGCGGGGUGGCAUCGGCGGCGGAGGGUGCGGCAGAGCAAUCUGGCCCUCCAGGAACCUCGUUACUGUCGAAGCUGGCCUUCUUGGAGCGCACGAUUGCCGACCUGACGGCCUCACUUAACAACAAGACGGACGAUGUAUUGACUCGGGAGAUGGAGCGGCGGGUCGCAACGUUGGCGCGUCAGCAGGACGUCACUGCGGAGGGCCUGAGAAACCUAUCAGCAACGGCUUUCAAGCGCGCUGAUGAACACGCGUCCGCCAUUCAGAGGCUGACCAUCGCCGUAAGCGGUAACCUGGAAGACCGUCCCACCACCACCACCGUCAAGCACCUCGUGGAGGCGGCCGCCAUGGAGGUUCGUGAGCGUUGUGAUCAGGCGCUGGCACCGCUGUGGGACGCAGUUCGCAUCCUGCAGUCCGGGAUUCGGGAUGCGGCGGGAGAGCUCAAGGCAAUGGGCUCUCAUGUCACCAACUUACAGCAAGCGCAGAGCGACUCGCGCACCAAGGCCUCCAACGACCGUUCGUCCAUCCUAGCCACUCUGCGGAAGCCCCGCAUUGAUCUGUCCUGGCCUCCUGAACGUGAGAGGAAGCUCCCCGCGCUCCUCGCCCAGCAGGAGUACAUGAACGGGGGGAGGGGGGGUCGUAUGAGCGGUCGUAUGACCCCCUCACGCAUUUGGACCCACGCAGAGGUUGCAGCGCAAGGAGUUCAUCCAGGCUAUCAGCGCGAUGCGGUACAAAUGUCGAAAAAAAUUCGUGCUUUGUCUUCUUUGCCAGCGCAGGCCAUGGAUGACGAGCUGGGCUGCCUCCGCACACAAUUUGACUCGCGGCUGGACAGCAUGGCGAGCGGCAUUCGCCAAGUGGUGGAACAGCUGGAGGUACAUGAAAAGCUCCAGGAUCGGCUGACGCAGUUGACGACCGCCAUAGAGGAACAGCUGGCCACGCAGGUGUCCGCCUGGCGUACGGGCAACCAGCAGCUGCGAGCCGAGCUGAACAGAAGUGUGGAGGUUGCGGCCGCGGCGCUCGGAACGAAGGUUGAUGCGCUGGAAGCCUUCUACUGUAAACAAUCCGACGAAGUCAAGGCCCUGUCUGAGAUGGUCGCCUCCAAAGCCAGUGAGACAGCGUUGCGGGAAGUUGCCAGCACGGUGGCCAGUAGUCUCAUGCGACAGGAGCUUAACGACUUCCGGGAGAAGGAGCUUGCGAGGUGGCAGGCGUGGCUGGAGGACUACCGAAGGAGCCAGGACCAUCUAGUCACUCGGAGCUCUCUGGACAGCGCACUCGACAGCGCGACUCGCCAGAUUAAGCAGGACGUGGACGACGUGAUGACGGCGCGCGUCGACGAGUUGCGGCGGGCAUUCACUUCACUACGAGGUGAGGUCGAUGGGCGCGUCCGUGCGAGCACAAGCCGCAUGGAGAUUGCGGAGCUCCGAAUCCAGUUAGGUGGUGGUGAGGCGGAGGAGCUGGAAGCCGCCACUGCUGGCAUUGUCACCCGGAGGGACGUUGAGGACAUAGUGGUAGCGGCAAUGCCGCAACGUGCGGAGCGCGCCGGACUGGAGACGAGGGUCCGUGAGCUAGGAGACCAGGUCGCGGACCAAACAGCCGCACUGAAACUUUUCCGCACGGAGGCGGUCCUGCGAAGCGAAUUCACCGCGGAGAUGGCACGGAAGGUUGACCUGGCAACUUACUUGGCACAGGGGAGUGCCCGUGCCGCGGCGGCCAACGCAGCCGCGUCGGCUAGUCGUGCUAAGCUAGUUAUCCGGUGCUCAGGAAAUGGCGCAACAAGUGGGGCAUUUCAUGAAGGACAAAAGGUCAAGGUUGUAGCCGCUGUUAAAGUGUACCAUGCGCCAAAGCAUCAUGACGGGCUCGACCUGAACGGCAUGGAAGGGACUCUCGUCAAGGACGUCACGCACUACAAGGGCAAAAUCCUUUCAGCAAAUUUUCCAUUCAAGGUGGAGUUCCUCCUUCCUGGCGAGGGGAAGCCAGGAAAGUUCCAGGCUCACUUGGGAGAGGACGAGAUUCAGGCGCUUUGAAUUGGGCAAUAUUCAUUUCACUUCCAGUUUCCACGAAAUAAAGCUGCGCGGGUGCCCUGACCGCAAAUCAAUUUGCCUAAGUGCAGUCAUUGGGGCAAUGGAUUGUAGCAUCUCAUCUAGUUUUCUAAAUGCUAGCCUCGGUAGCGCUUGGCACAGGUUAUGGACCUGGAAUGCUUCCCCUGCAGAAUGAAAAGACAUGGCGUAUGCAUUAGAUAUGGUGGGCAGAAAAUAGGCCAAGAAUGUUUGUGUCCGAGAUGCGAUGGGACCAUGACUUUAAAGGUGGAAAACGCUUGACCCAACCGUUGCUUACUGUGUCCUUUGCGCUCAGCUGUUAUAGCAGACUGAAUGCGACGACGGAGCGGUUAGGGACGGCCAUCUAAGAUUGUGGAGGUAUCUGCUUUCCGUCGUUGGGUGCCACAGGUGCCGCAAUUAUCGAUUAUCGUACAAGGGACUCCUGUAACAACUCAUUUGGAGUGCAUGUUAUACCUGCGGUCUUUACGUCUAUCACACAACUCACAUGCUGUAUUUUUGUCCAGAGGUUGUGCAAAGUAUUUGCAGGAUUGCAGGAUAAACUGUAUGACCGUUGGAGUUGAGAGUAUCGCCUCUUGCGGUCAGUUGCAAUCCUCCAUCGUUUGCGAGUUGAUCGAUGACGCAAAUGUAAUCCUUUGCUAUGU